UUAUUAUUUAUUUAUUGUUGUGCCGAGCUGUCGGCGCGCAUCCUAAUCUCUGCGCGCGCAGGGGCUGCAUCAUGUCCCUGAGCCCGAAACACUCCACGCCUUUCUCCGUGAGCGACAUCCUGAGCCCGCUGGAGGAAAGCUGCUUUAAGAAGUUUGCGUGCAUGGAGGGCGCUUAUCGGCAGCCACAUCCUUCUGCGCAGAGCGCGCAGCAUCAGCACCAGCAUCAGCACCACCAGCACCAACAGCAACCGCAGCAGCAGCACGGAGUGAGCCACGGAGCGUAUCACGUGCCGCACGGCAUGUCACAGUUUUCCCACGCGGCCGUUGCGGGAUACUGUAACGGGAGCCUGGGCGGCGUGGCGGAACUGCCCACUUACCAGGAGAGCGUCAGGAGCAGCGCAGCCACAGCGACUUGGUACGGAGCAAACCCGGAACCGCGUUACGCAGCACUUCCCAGAUUCAUGGGCUCCACCACUGCUAUGAACAUGAACAUGGGCGCGCUCGCAGGAAUGGACGCCAAGUCCAUGGUUACUCUGCACGCGGCUCCUCGCCGCAAGCGUCGCGUGCUUUUCUCUCAGGCGCAGGUGUACGAGCUCGAGCGCAGGUUUAAGCAGCAGCGCUACCUGUCCGCGCCCGAGCGCGAGCACCUGGCCAGUCUCAUCCACCUGACGCCAAACCAGGUGAAGAUCUGGUUUCAGAACCACCGCUACAAAAUGAAACGGCAGGCCAAGGACAAGUCGGUGCGCGAGCCGCAACAGCAGGACGGAGGCGAGUCGUGUCAGCAGCACUCACCGCGGCGCGUCAGCGUGCCUGUGCUCGUCAAAGACGGCAAACCGUGUCAGAACGGAACGGACACACAGACUUCAGGCCAAAACGUCGUCGCCAUGGCUGCGGUUCCGCCUCAGCAGCGAAGCCAGACCGUGGAGUCUUUAGCAAACGCAGUGGACGAGCUGGACGACAUGGCGCCGAGCCCGCACGCGCUGCACGGAGCUCACCUGAGCGGUCUGUCUCACCUGGACUCCGCCCUCCUGGAGUACAACAUGGCAGGCUCGAACCUGCUGUACGGCAGAACUUGGUAAACGUUUGGUUUUAGGAAAGAAAGCGAACUGAAACAAACAUGUACAGACGCGGGGAUUUUAUCCGAUGAUAUCCACCCAGAAAGAAAACCUGACGCUCGGAGUUUGUAACUGUUGAAUGGUUUGGAUGAGGGGAAGAAAAGCUACUCGUUUUCCACAUCCGCUACUACUCAUAAAGCUUUUUUUUUUUUUGUAAAAUUUUCUUCAACUUUUUAGAUGGACUCAAUGAUGCAAAGUAUUAAAAGGACACAUCUGACCAGAUUUUAUGCUGUUGGCAAUUUG
This is a messenger RNA of Clarias gariepinus (North African catfish), 1358 nucleotides long. RefSeq names its product NK2 homeobox 4b (gene nkx2.4b). Lineage: Eukaryota; Metazoa; Chordata; Actinopteri; Siluriformes; Clariidae. Gene Ontology annotation, cellular component: nucleus. Gene Ontology annotation, molecular function: DNA-binding transcription factor activity, RNA polymerase II-specific; RNA polymerase II cis-regulatory region sequence-specific DNA binding. The record is from RefSeq and is a predicted model, not a curated record. The transcript has 2 exons. Gene Ontology annotation, biological process: regulation of transcription by RNA polymerase II; cell differentiation. Bases 72 to 1079 code for a protein of 335 amino acids.